Messenger RNA from Trypanosoma brucei brucei TREU927, 4521 nucleotides. RefSeq names its product protein kinase, putative. Gene Ontology annotation, molecular function: protein kinase activity; ATP binding. Gene Ontology annotation, biological process: protein phosphorylation. The record is from RefSeq and is a predicted model, not a curated record. Bases 1 to 4521 code for a protein of 1506 amino acids. NCBI's taxonomy places the organism in Eukaryota, Euglenozoa, Kinetoplastea, Trypanosomatida, Trypanosomatidae. The transcript has a single exon.
AUGGAGAAAUACACAAAGGUACGCGUCCUUGGUAAAGGAAGCUUCGGUAGUGCCAUUCUCAUCAAGCGGAGAAGCGAUAAUGCACUCUUCGUCAUCAAGGAGGUAUUCCUUGGGAAGUUGAACGAAAAGGAGCGAACGGAGGCUCGACAGGAGUGCCGUAUGCUCCAGAAACUCAACCACCCUAACAUUGUUCGCUACGUGGAGCAUUUCGAGAACCGAAAUAACCUGUAUAUUGUGAUGGAGUAUUGCGAUGAUGGAGACCUACACGGUAAAAUAAAGCGCGGCCCCAUGAACGAGAGCAGAAUAUUGUAUUACUAUUCCCAAGUCUGCCUGGCCAUGGAGUACUUGCAUUCCCGGCACAUUCUCCACCGGGACAUCAAAACCAUGAAUGUAUUUCUUAUGAAAAACGGGUCCGUGAAGUUGGGUGACUUUGGGAUUGCCACAGUGUUGCGAAACACAAUGGGUAUGGCAAGCACUGUUUGUGGCACCCCGUACUACUUUUCACCGGAAAUCUGCAAGAACAAACCGUACAACAAUAAAUCUGAUGUGUGGGCACUCGGCGUGCUUCUCUACGAGCUGGCCACAGGUCGGCACCCUUUCGACGGGAACAGCAUGCAACAGCUCAUGCAACGCAUAGUGAGGGGGACGUACAAUCCUCUGCCAUCGCAUUUUUCACGCGAAUUCCGUAAGAUGGUCGACUGGUGCCUCCAGAAGGACCCGGCACGGCGGCCAAGUAUUAGACAGAUGCUCGCCUUUCCGAUUGUGCAGCGGUCGCUUGAGCGGUUAGAAGAGGAUCUCAUGCUAGCCACGCAGUGUAGGAUACGUCUCAAAGACAUAAUUGAGUACGAUGCUGCAGCGGAAAACAUUCCGUGCUGUGAGCCCGUUACUCCACGCCCACAGGAGACUCCUCGGGGGGAGCAACGCCACCGUCAGGAGCCCCACCCGCCUGAGAUGUCACCGGGUAAAAUGGCAGCCAUGGCCCUAGCAGGACAGCACAAUCGCCAACAACAGCAACAGGCACCAGAGUGUUUUGUGCGACAGCAACAUGUUUCUCCACGGGCGGCGAUGGCUGCUGGACCACCAGCUGUUGAUCCAGCUGCGCAGAGGCAUGCAGACCAUGCCGGUCUACUUGCUCCGAAACCUAACGCGGCGCAUGCGGCGGCAGAUCAUGGCAGGUUAGAAAUCUUUCGGCGGGAGGCUCCACCGCAGUGCAAGCGUCCGCUAGCUGAUAUCAAGCAGGCUUUACCCUUUUCCCCAUAUCAAAGGCCCCAUUUUCAGCAGGUUCCGUGCCAACCCCAGUAUGUGGCAAACCCUUACAAACAGCUGAUGCAGCAGCACUUUCAACAACUACAGGAAAAACAGCGGCAGCCACAUCAACCGCAGCCGGACGCGCAGCGCCAGAUGCAAAAAAAUAACGAAGCGAAACGAGGCCCCGACUGCAAACAGGGUGAAGGGUUUGAGGACAGGAUCAAACGUAUCAAUGCUAUCGUAGAGCGUUAUGCCAAGGAUGUGGAUCCUAAGACGCUCAACACCAUUCAUGCCUAUAUGAAGCGCAAGCAGGAGGAAUACCUGCAGCGACAGAAGGAACAGAAAGAGAGGUUGGAGCGGCGAAGGCAACUUAGAAAGCAAGAGCUUUUGAAGGUGAUUGAACAGCAAAAUAGGAUAGCGCGGGGUGAAAAAGUACGUAAGGGCGUGGAGCAGAAGCAACACGCACAGAAACCUGUUGCGGAAAUGAAGCCCCUUAACCCAGGUCAACCCGCGGUGGGCGACAGAAAUGCGUACCCAUCACCAUACAAAGUUUUACAAUCGCCACCUCGCGGUGCCCAGUACCCACAGCAGCAGAAUCCAGUGUUCGGUCGUGAUCCCCGUUGUGUUAGAGCCGCCCCUAAGGAAUCUAACCCAGUUUCUGGAGGGCGAAAUGGAAACGCUAUUGCAUCACCUUAUUGUCCCAAUUAUCACAAUGCGGCCCUACGUGAAGCUCUGAAGGGGCCAGCGCCACCAGUGGAUUCCCCUGGAAUUCCAGAUAACCAAAGGGUGCGGCAAUUGUAUCAGCAACCAGGGAUGCAACCAAGGGGCGAUGGCGACUCGGCUGCACGCGGUGUUGCUGCCUCUCCUCGAGUUGUUGUGUACAGAGAUGUUGUUAACCUGAACGAUAACCCAAGACGUGCGGAACCUUCUCAGCUGAAUGCUGGGCAGCUUGAACCAAAGCCGCAGAAGGGUAAGCGAACCGCAGAUCCAUCGGUUCACCGACAUCCUCUUGGGAGACCAAAGGAGCCGUGUCCACUGGUAAUACCGACAGCAGACCAGGUCUUCCAAAAACAGCAACCGCUGCGGCGGCAGUUAAAACAACAGCCCCUAACAAACAUAGUUUCUGCCCCGCUUCUCCCCACCCCGCGUGCUGAGAGCCCAGUUGCAAAGGCUAUAGUCAACCACCACGACAUAAAAAAACUGGGUUCUGCGGAAGGGGAUUUGCGGUCGCCGUUUGCGAACGGUACGCUGGGUCGUCGUAAUAGUGCCCCAUCAAUUUCCCCAUCGAUGGAGGUAACGCCUUCUAAGAAUUCACCCUUAAACGAGAAGGAAGCUGCCGUCAAUAAAUGUCAUGUUAGGCCAACCACGGCAUCAGGCUUUGUCGCGGAAGGUGCGUCGGCUACCAAGGAUUUACCCGCUCUGAGGGUGACUUCACCAUUUUCGCGUUUAAACCUCGAAGACCUGCCGGCUGAUGUGAAGGUGCGACGUGAGCUUCAACAGCAGGCAAAACAACAUGCCCUUUUGUCACAACUAAAGGGGGAUUUCAAUUUGCAUCCGGCAAAGAGAAAUGAUGUGGUUUGCGGUCGGUCUAAGAGCUGCGCACCAGAGUUCGUCAACGCCAGGCAUAAAGGGGGUUCGCCUAUUUUGUAUCGAAGAAAAGAUGGCUUCCUCCCGUCCAACCAGCGCGGCGGUUGUUCCAAGAGCCAAGAAAUAAAUGGGGACGACGAUAGUUCAAAGAAUGAAAUCGGUCAGCCGAUGCUUCUGGCACCACUUCAGUGUCGUGCGGGUGUGGCAGCUCAAGGACAGUGCCUGUCCCCCGCUGUUUUCUCGAUGCCCGUUAGCCCGUCUGCAGCACCACAUGGCCAGAGGAGGCAAACGUUUCAGCGUGGUGGGGCCAGCCGGAACAAUCAUGUGCCUCAGGCUACACCUCCUGAUGCCGCACCGUCUAUGGUUGUUGCAAAAAUAAAUCCGAAGGUGCACCAACCGGCCCCCACGCGUGAGAAAAAGCCAGACAACGGCCGUUCUCCUGCCUUCGAAGAAUCCAUUCACACACCCAUCCUAGUUGACAUAUGCUAUGGCGUUGCCCCAACGAGCGAGGAGGCCUUGAACAAGAAAGCGGCCUUCGAAGGUGAUAGCACUCCAGUGCUUCCAUCAAUCAAUGAUGUAACUGCCGAUCCACCUGAUGUGGCGCAGCAGUGGCGAAAUUUUGUGGAUAAAAAUGCAAACGGGAAAGCUCCAUAUCGCGCUCUGUGCUCACACUUAGUGGGUAUGGGAUUUCACAAUAACAUGAAGCUUCCCGGACACGCGGAUGAGAUGGCUGUUUUUCAGAAGGUUGAUGGGCCACGACCCUGUAUCCCAAGUACCCUUGAGGUUCUUGUCGGUACUAGCGUGUCGAAAAAGCAUUCACCAGUGACGUCAAGCAGUGGAAGUGACACAACUGCUUUUGAUGCAGAAACAAGAGGAAGGGAGCGCUGCUCGGAUGAGCUUCCAUCCCUAACUAGUAUUCCGUGUAUUAUUUCACCAACUAGCGUCGCCUGUGCGGCUGGGGAAGGGUGCCAAAGCAAACCAUAUGGUUUACAGAAAGACUCAGAUGCGGAAGAGACGGGCGGUUUUAUAGGUUUGGAAGACGACCCGCGCGCCUCUCGUGAUGAUGAGGGUAGGCAGGGAAGCACCGGCUCUGUUCAGGUGCUCCCUGAGGCUUCGCUAGAUGGCUACCUCUCAAUGCUCGAUCAUCUGCGCGGUCUUCUUUAUAACAAUCCUUCACAGGCAAAAAAAGCGAGUGCAGGAAACAACAGUGACAAAAAAAAUGUUAAGGAACGGGAGCCAUCGCUACUGAGCGCAGAGGAAGUGAGGAACUUGGUGGAUAGAUGUGAGCGUCUUUCCCGCAGUGAAGCAACACGGGCCACGUCCCCAAACCAGGGAGCCAUUGGGGUGCACGUAGUUUCAUUAAAUUUCCCCACCUCGUCGGUGGAUGGGUGCGAGGAAAAUAAGGAAGGGGAGUCGCGGGACGACGAGUCCGACCUCGACGACGAAGAAGAUUUGGACGAAGCUAUUAUGGAAGUUAGUGAUGUGGAAUUUGGCGAUGAUGUACCGCUUACAGCACCUCAGAGUGCAGGAAUUAGCGAAGCAUAUCAAUGCGAUAUUGAGAAUGACGGAUUUCUUCCACGUGUUGUUAACGUGGAUUCCCAGGGAAACUGCAGCGAAGGUGGAAAUGAUGCCCGGACUGAGCGGCGCAAGGAGGAAAAGGAAACAGCCAUUGGUGGGGCUGCGUGA